GUUUUUAUUUCAUCUAAAAAUACACCCAAUUUGUAAUAUUUUCAUAUAUUUGAGUUUAGAAUAAAAUUUUAUGUAUUUUGAUUCAAAAACUUGUGUUGAUUGAAAUCUAAUUAAUUAUUAUUAUAUCAAAACUGUUUUAUAUUUAAGCAUUGUUAACACCACUAAAAAGGCAGCAGUUGUCAACGACGUCAUGGAAAAUCAGAGAUAGAAGUUUCACUAAUCGCAAGUAGUUAAUUAUCAGCAUGUUUCCAGUAACUGUUUGUAUUUAAUCUUAACAAAACAUGUGUAUCGAUUAUGUUAGUCAUAGUAUCACGACGUGUACAUUCUGCCAUCGUCGCCGCUGUCAACUUCGACCUGCGGAGUGCGACAGUGGAGUGGUUCGAACAGGGAGAAACAAAAGGAAAAGAAAUUGACAUGACAGCUAUAGCAUCCCUAAAUCCCGAAAUCAUAAUCCUAAAACCUGGAGAACCGUCAAUUCAAGAAUCACAACAGAAUCAACCACCCAGCCACAAUUUGCAAAAAGAUUCUUCUGGUUCUUCUGAUGAAGAAACUAGUGCUGCAAUGGCACAAUCGGGACGAUAUAGCCAUAAAUUGGACGAAAGCGACGACGAUUUUAAUAGUAAUCAAUUUUCACCAGAAACGGCAACAUUAUCGAAUCCAACAAGACGGUCCAUAGCUAGCGUCAAAUCUAACAAUGGAGUUUUGCGACCACCACAGCAGACUCGGACUACUAAUCAGUUGUUUGUGUCAUCUAACAAUGGUCACACCUUAACUUCAAACGAAUCAAAUAUACCCACAAGUCGUGCGAAUAUACAGAACACGCGUCGCAGUAAUGUCGUUAAAGAAGUAGAAAAACUAAAAAAGAACAGAGAAGAGCGAAGACAAAGACAAGCAGAAGAAAAGGCCGAGAAAGAAGCGUUCCUUCAAUUAGCUCCCGGGAACCCCCAUUGGGAGUUAUUAAAUAUGAUUAUGGAAUAUCGGCGUGGUUUGGACAUCAAACCACUGACUGAAAACGAUGCAAUUGAAGACCACUUAAUCACAGUUUGUGUGCGAAAAAGGCCUUUGAAUAAACGAGAAAUCACAAAGAAAGAAGUAGACGUUAUAACUAUACCAAGUAAAAAUCAGCUGAUCGUGCACGAGCCUAAAAACAAAGUAGAUCUUACGAAAUAUUUAGAAAACCAGCUCUUUAGAUUUGACUACGCCUUCGACGCCACGUGCUCCAACGAAAUGGUCUACAGGUAUACGGCGCAACCUUUAAUUAAGACGAUCUUCGAGGGCGGUUUUGCCACCUGCUUCGCAUAUGGACAAACGGGUUCUGGCAAAACUCACACAAUGGGCGGCGACUUUAACGGGAAGAGCCAAGAUUGUCACAAAGGAAUUUACGCCAUGGCAGCGGCCGACGUCUUCAAAUUGGCGAACUCUUCAAAAUAUCACCAUUUGAAUCUCGUAGUUUCGUCUAGUUUCUUCGAAAUUUAUUCUGGAAAAGUGUUUGACCUGUUAAAUAACAAAGCCAAAUUACGGAUACUCGAAGACGGUAAACAGCAAGUUCAGGUCGUCGGAUUGACCGAAAAAGUCGUUUGUUCGACCGACGAAGUUCUAAAGCUCAUCCAGAAAGGCAAUCAAGCGCGCACGUCUGGACAAACAUUCGCAAAUUCCAAUUCUUCAAGGUCACAUGCAGUCUUUCAAAUUUAUUUGCGGGCGAAUAAUAACAUGCAGAAGGUGCACGGGAAGUUCUCGCUAAUUGAUUUAGCCGGGAACGAGAGGGGUGCGGAUACGUCUUCAGCAAACAGGCAAACUAGGAUGGAGGGUGCUGAAAUAAAUAAGUCUCUUCUGGCCCUGAAAGAGUGCAUAAGAGCGUUAGGAAGAAAGGGUGCUCAUUUACCGUUUCGUGUGAGUAAAUUGACUCAAGUUCUUCGGGAUUCUUUUGUGGGUUCCAACUCCCGUACGUGCAUGAUAGCGAUGGUUUCGCCCGGAGUGAAUUCCUGUGAGCAUACAUUAAACACGUUAAGAUACGCAGACAGAGUUAAAGAACUUGGAGGCGGCGACUUGCAGACUAACACUUUAUCAGAUGAACAACAAGGUGAUGGCGAUUUACUGCAACUAAGAUCUUUGAAUGAAAAUGAUAUGACCCAAGAAAUGUUAAACUUUCAUCAAGUAAUCUCUGAACUGGAAAUUGGCGAAGAAAAUAUGUUAGAUAAUCAUAAACAAACAAUCGAAGAACUAUUGGCGACUUACGAGAAAGCAGUAGCACUAUUCAGGAUGACUGAUGAAGUGACUUAUGACCAAGAAGGAUAUUGCAAGAACUGGGAAGAGCUGAUUGACAACGCGUUGGCUUGUUUAGUAAGGUCGAAGGAAGUCGUAGCUGAUUACAAAGCAAAGAUGUCUGCUGAAGAACUAUUAAGUCGCAAAACCAAAUGAAAGUACUCACAAUAAUUAACUAAAUUGUAUAUUUGUCUUAUUUUUUAUUGAUUGAUUGUCUUUACAGUAUUAAACUACGUGUUUUAGGUUUUUUUUUUUUAUCAGGAAAUGAAUUGAAUUGAAAUAAUGUAACGCUCUUCAAUUUAGUACAAAUUCCUGUUAACAAUUUAAAGGAAUAAGUACAGUCUCAAAUUAUUAAGUCUACUAUUUAUUACUUUUUAUACUUGCAAUUAAUUUAUUUGUAGGCCUCUAAAUUGGUGGUAUGUGGCCGUAACUUAUGCUUUAAUAAUUUGACUAAUUGAAAGACGUUCCUCUGAAUGUAAAAAACGAACAACUUUACUGUCCAUAGCCCGCAUUUUAUUAUUCAAUAUCAUUAAUUUAAUUAUUAGGCUGUGCUAUAUAUAUAUAUAUUUUGUUCUUACAAGAAAUGCAGGCUAUCGCUACUUUUAGUUUCAUUCUGUUGUGAAAUACCUAUUGCUUAGUAAUGUUGAAAAUUAAAAGAGGUGCAUAAUAAAGAGGCCUUUUUAUGAA
Messenger RNA from Zophobas morio, 2949 nucleotides. RefSeq names its product kinesin-like protein Klp10A. Gene Ontology annotation, molecular function: microtubule binding; ATP binding; microtubule motor activity. The transcript is spliced from 11 exons. The record is from RefSeq and is a predicted model, not a curated record. Bases 295 to 2418 code for a protein of 707 amino acids. Lineage: Eukaryota; Metazoa; Arthropoda; Insecta; Coleoptera; Tenebrionidae. Gene Ontology annotation, biological process: microtubule-based movement.